Messenger RNA from Myotis myotis, 2201 nucleotides. It is a transcript of the gene ESR2, whose product is annotated as estrogen receptor 2. Gene Ontology annotation, biological process: estrogen receptor signaling pathway; regulation of DNA-templated transcription; cellular response to estradiol stimulus. Gene Ontology annotation, molecular function: nuclear estrogen receptor activity; steroid binding; sequence-specific DNA binding. The transcript is spliced from 8 exons. Bases 53 to 1696 code for a protein of 547 amino acids. The record is from RefSeq and is a predicted model, not a curated record. Gene Ontology annotation, cellular component: nucleus. NCBI's taxonomy places the organism in Eukaryota, Metazoa, Chordata, Mammalia, Chiroptera, Vespertilionidae.
UUUGUUACUCUUUACAGCCAUUAUACCUGCCCAUGAGACUGAGACCAUUAUAAUGUCCCUAUGUGGCUCUUCUCACAAGGAGUUUUCUCAGAUGUUACCUAUUCAAGACAUGGAUAUCAAAAACUCACCGUCUAGCCUUAACUCCCCUGCCUCCUACAAUUGCAGUCAAUCCAUCCUUCCCCUGGAGCAUGGCCCCAUAUACAUACCUUCCUCCUAUGUAGAGAGCCGCCAUGAAUACUCGGCCAUGACAUUCUACAGCCCGGCUGUGAUGAAUUACAGUAUUCCCAGCAGUGUCAGUAACUCGGAGGGUGGACCUGGUCGACAGACCACAAGCCCAAACAUGUUGUGGCCAACUCCUGGACACCUCUCUCCUUUAGCCAUCCAUUGCCAGUCUUCAGUUCUGUAUGCAGAACCUCAAAAGAGUCCUUGGUGUGAAGCAAGAUCACUAGAACACACCUUACCUGUAAACAGAGAGACAUUGAAAAGGAAGGUUAGUGGGAGCAGUUGUGCCAGCCCUGUUACUAGUCCAAGUUCAAAGAGGGACGCCCACGUCUGUGCUGUCUGCAGUGACUACGCAUCAGGAUAUCACUAUGGAGUCUGGUCAUGUGAAGGAUGUAAGGCCUUUUUUAAAAGAAGCAUUCAAGGACAUAAUGAUUAUAUUUGUCCAGCUACAAAUCAGUGUACAAUAGAUAAGAACCGGCGCAAAAGCUGCCAAGCCUGCCGACUUCGGAAGUGCUAUGAAGUUGGGAUGGUGAAGUGUGGCUCCCGGAGGGAACGGUGUGGGUACCGCAUAGUACGGAGGCAGAGAAGUCCCGAUGAGCAGCUGCACUGUCUGAACAAAGCCAAGAGAAACGGACAUGUGAGCCGAGUGAAGGAGCUACUGUGGAGCGCCCUGAGCCCGGAACAACUGGUGCUCACACUCCUGGAGGCGGAGCCGCCCAAGGUGCUGGUGAGCCGCCCCAGCGCGCCCUUCACCGAGGCCUCCAUGAUGAUGUCCCUGACCAAGCUGGCCGACAAGGAACUGGUGCACAUGAUCGGCUGGGCCAAGAAAAUUCCGGGCUUUGUGGAGCUCAGCCUGUACGACCAAGUGCGGCUCUUGGAGAACUGCUGGAUGGAGGUGCUAAUGGUGGGGCUGAUGUGGCGCUCCCUCGACCACCCUGGCAAGCUCAUCUUUGCUCCAGACCUUGUUCUGGACAGGGAUGAAGGGAAAUGUGUGGAAGGAAUUCUGGAAAUCUUUGACAUGCUCCUGGCAACGACUUCAAGGUUUCGUGAGUUAAAACUCCAACACAACGAGUAUCUCUGUGUCAAGGCCAUGAUCCUCCUGAACUCCAGUAUGUACCCUUUUGCUGCAGCAGCUCAGGAGGCCGAGAGCAGCCGGAAGCUGACUCACUUGCUGAAUGCUGUGACCGACGCUCUGGUCUGGGUGAUCGCCAAGAGCGGCAUCCCUUCCCAGCAGCAGUCCGUCCGCCUGGCUAACCUGCUGAUGCUCCUUUCUCACGUCAGGCACGCCAGCAACAAGGGCAUGGAACACCUGCUCAGCAUGAAGUGCAAAAACGUGGUCCCAGUCUACGACCUGCUGCUGGAGAUGCUGAAUGCCCACACGCUUCAUGGGUGCAAGUCCUUGGUCACGGAGUCUGAGUGCAGCCCAGCAGAGAAGAGUGAGAGCAAAGAGGGCUCUCAGAACCCGUCUCAGUGAAGACCAGCCCUGAGGCGAACAGGCUGCAGAGGUGGCGGCUGCAGCCUGAGCUCCGGUGCGAUCGUGAGCCCCAUGGCGAUGGGCGGGCUUCGUCUUUCUGUGUGAUCCCUCCGCAGUCACGGUGGGUUCAGUCUGUACCAUCCUUUCCCGACCUCCCUACUUCCCAGGAGUCGGGGCGAGACAGCCAGUUUUCCUUGUUACUAGGGGCGCGUUGGGAUGCAGUUUGUCUUGCUGGGCCUCAUAGGAUAUCAGUGUGGUCCCUUUUUUACUUUCCAUCUUUUUCCCACCCCUUUGGGAAAAACAUCUUGGAGGUUUUGGAAUGCACGGUGGGAAUCGGGCCUGGAAGGGUUGAGAGAACGUGGCACUUGUAGGAAGUAGACUCCUACUUCCUAGACUCCUACUUCCUACAAGUGCCUCAGUGUUACAGCCUCAGUGAGAUUCAAUACCACCUUUAUUGUGCGAUCUCACCUGCCUUUUAGGAUAGACCUUUGUAAGCUCUCUCUGG